UUUAACAGCCAGAGUUUUAGAGAUAUCCUAGCUAAAGUGCAGAAAGCUGUGGAUGAGUUGAACCUUCACUCAUACUCUAACUUGCCUGCUUGGGUCAAYACCCUUGACAAACAGGUCGAGAUGCGUCUGUCAAGUCGYCUUCAGGCUGGUAUCAAAAGCUGGACUGACUGUCUAAGAGGAAACAAGAGCACCAAGCACCUUGAUGAUACUGAUACUGCAUCACUUGCAGCACACAAACCUGGUGGAGAUCCAGACAUCCUUCAAUCAAUCCAUGAAGUCUGCAUCCAGAACCAAGUGCUUUUCAUGCGACCUCCWGUAGAACGAGCAAGAGAGCAUUUGGUCAAUGAGAUGCACAGAUGGGUCGGCAUUAUAACUAUGUURCCAAGGAUACAAAGCUCAAGAUAUCAGGUUGGGGUUGAGCGUGAUGAAUCAGAAUCAGAGACCACCUACAGGAAUCUUCUUGCUAAGCUGCCCGAGGGACCUGUUGUACUUGARCAGGCAUAYGCUGCUGUUGAAGAAAGAGUUGCYAAAGUAGAAGAGUAUGAACACAUGUGGCUGCAGUACCAGGCAUUGUGGGAUAUGGAUAUUGGUAAUGUCUAUAACAGGCUCGGCGAAGAUCUUAGCAAGUGGAUGAAAGUACUCAAGGAAAUCAAGAGAUCACGUGUAACCUUUGACACCUCUGAUACCAAGAAAGUGUUUGGUCCAGUUGUUGUUGACUUUGCUCAAGUUCAGUCUAAAGUCAACAUGAAGUAUGACACUUGGCACAAAGAUGUACUCAGCAAGUUUGCCUCAAGACUUGGUGAUGGAAUCCAGGAAUUCUAUGGCACUGUUUCCAAGGCACGAGGUGAUAUGGAACAGCAGACAAUUGAAGGAGCUUCGACAUCAGAUGCUGUGGCUUUUAUCACUGUGGUCCAAUCACUGAAAAGAAAGCUGAAAAACUGGGAUAAGAAUGUUGAGAUGUACAAAGAAGGCCAACGUAUUCUGGAGCGACAACGGUUUGCCUUCCCACCAUCCUGGUURUAUGUUGACAAUGUUGAGGGUGAAUGGGGAGCUUUUAAUGACAUCCUGAAGAGAAAGGACUCCAGCAUCCAAACCCAGGUUGCAACACUSCAAAUGAAGAUCAUCUCUGAGGAUCAGACAGUCGAGGCUCGUUCAACAGAGCUGCUUACAGAAUGGGACAAGACUAARCCUGUAGCGGGUAACAUCAGACCUGAUCAAGCUCUCAAUGCAAUUGCUGUYAUUGAAGGAAAGUUUGCAAGACUUAAAGAAGACAGGGACAAUGUUGCUAAAGCCAAAGAAGCCUUGGAGUUGAUUGAACCAGGAACUCUGGUUCCAAGUGAAGAGAAAGUCCAGGUAGCAUUGGAGGAGCUUCAGGACCUGAAAGGUGUCUGGUCUGAACUGGCCAAAUUCUGGGAGAAAAUCGAAGAACUGAAGGAAAGACCAUGGUUGUCUGUACAGCCAAGAAAGCUUCGUCAGUCUCUGGAAGGUUUGCUGAAUGACAUGAAGGCUCUCCCUUCACGAUUGCGCCAAUAUUCAUCAUUUGAAUUUGUUCAGAAUACUAUCAAGUCUUAUCUAAAGAUCAAUGUGUUGAUAGUGGAGCUGAAAUCMGAGGCACURAAGGAGCGACACUGGAAGAACCUGAUGAGAAGGCUUCAUGUUAGUUGGGUUUUGACUGAUUUAACCCUUGGUCAAGUCUGGGACGUUGACUUGUUGAAGAACGAAGCUGUUGUAAAGGACACMAUUCUUGUAGCUCAAGGYGAAAUGGCMCUGGAAGAAUUYUUGAAACAGGUUCGUGAUGUAUGGCAAGGCUUUGAGCUGGAUUUGGUGAACUACCAAAACAAGUGCCGUAUC
Messenger RNA from Exaiptasia diaphana, 1851 nucleotides. Its product is annotated as cytoplasmic dynein 1 heavy chain 1. Lineage: Eukaryota; Metazoa; Cnidaria; Anthozoa; Actiniaria; Aiptasiidae. Gene Ontology annotation, molecular function: dynein light intermediate chain binding; dynein intermediate chain binding; minus-end-directed microtubule motor activity. Gene Ontology annotation, cellular component: dynein complex. The record is from RefSeq and is a predicted model, not a curated record. Gene Ontology annotation, biological process: microtubule-based movement. The annotation marks the transcript as partial. The transcript is spliced from 11 exons.